Molecule: messenger RNA, 2105 nt
Organism: Hordeum vulgare subsp. vulgare (domesticated barley)
Lineage: Eukaryota; Viridiplantae; Streptophyta; Magnoliopsida; Poales; Poaceae
Product: transcription initiation factor TFIID subunit 6
Exons: 12
Coding region: 242-1885 (547 amino acids)
Biological process (GO): transcription initiation at RNA polymerase II promoter; RNA polymerase II preinitiation complex assembly
Cellular component (GO): SAGA complex; transcription factor TFIID complex; SLIK (SAGA-like) complex
Molecular function (GO): transcription coactivator activity; RNA polymerase II general transcription initiation factor activity; protein heterodimerization activity
Source: RefSeq, a predicted model, not a curated record
UAACCCUCUUCCCCACCCGACCCGAUCCCCUCGUCCCGCUCGUGACCUAGCCACUCGCCACCGCCGCCGCCGAGCUCCGGGAGCAGCGCUCCGGCCGCAUAUCCCGGCGAACCCUCGCCCCUGCCCCCGUCCGUCGGCGGGCGACUUCGCCCCCUCCGCCCGGGGCUUGCCCCCGCGGGAUCCAAGCGGGGGCUAGGGUUCACAGGAGCCGCCGGGGGAGCGAGGAGGAGGAGGAGGCGCGAUGAGCAUCGUCCCCAAGGAGACGAUCGAGGUGAUUGCGCAGAGCAUCGGCAUCCCCUCCCUCCCCGCCGAUGUCUCCGCCGCCCUCGCCCCCGACGUCGAGUACCGCCUCCGGGAGAUCAUGCAGGAGGCCAUCAAGUGUAUGCGGCAUGCAAAGAGGACAGUGCUGACCGCUGAUGAUGUUGACAGUGCUCUCAGCCUGAGGAAUGUUGAGCCUGUAUAUGGAUUUGCGUCUGGUGACCCCUUACGCUUUAAAAGAGCUGUGGGCCAUAAAGAUCUCUUCUAUAUUGAUGACAGGGAGGUAGAUUUCAAAGAGAUUAUCGAAGCUCCUCUACCGAAGGCUCCACUCGAUACAGCAGUUGUUGCUCACUGGCUAGCGAUUGAGGGAGUCCAGCCAGCUAUUCCAGAGAAUCCUCCUAUUGAUGCAAUUUCAGCACCGACUGAAAAUAAAAGGACAGAGCAAGUGAAGGAUGAUGGACUACCAGUUGACAUCAAGCUUCCUGUUAAGCACAUAUUAUCUAGAGAACUCCAGAUGUACUUUGAUAAAAUAGCAGAGCUUACUAUGAGUAGAUCAAGCACCCCAAUUUUUAGAGAAGCAUUAGUGAGCUUGUCUAAAGACUCGGGCCUUCAUCCGUUGGUUCCUUACUUUUCGUACUUCAUUGCCGAUGAGGUUACCAGGAGUUUGGCUGACCUCCCUGUUCUGUUUGCUCUCAUGCGUGUUGUCCAAAGCCUUCUCCGUAAUCCUCACAUUCAUAUUGAACCAUAUUUGCAUCAGUUGAUGCCAUCAAUGAUCACUUGCAUCGUCGCGAAAAGGCUUGGGCACAGGCUUUCAGACAACCAUUGGGAGCUUAGAGACUUCUCUGCCAAUUUGGUUGCUUCAGUAUGUCGGAGGUAUGGUCAUGUGUAUCACAAUCUCCAAAUCCGACUAACAAAGACACUGGUCCAUGCAUUUCUUGAUCCUCAUAAAGCAUUGACGCAACAUUAUGGUGCUGUUCAAGGGAUAUCUGCAUUGGGUCCCAGUGCGAUUAGGCUUCUGCUUUUGCCCAACCUCCAGACGUACAUGCAACUUUUGGAUCCCGAAUUACAACUUGAGAAGCAGUCAAAUGAAAUGAAAAGAAAGGAAGCAUGGCGUGUGUAUGGUGCCCUGCUGUGUGCUGCUGGCAAAUGCUUGUAUGAGCGGCUUAAGUUAUUUCCUAAUUUGCUCUGUCCGUCAACUCGGCCGCUUCUGAGGAGUAAUAGCAGAGUUGCAACCAACAACCCAAAUAAACGGAAGUCUAGUACAGACCUCUCUGCGUCCCAGCCACCUCUGAAGAAGAUGGCGUCAGACGUAUCAAUGAGUCCCAUGGGUUCAGCAGCUCCAGUGGCAGGAAACAUGGCAGGAAGCAUGGACGGGUUCUCCGCCCAGCUACCCAACCCCGGCAUGAUGCAAGCCUCAUCCUCGGGACAAAAGGUAGAAAGCAUGACAGCAGCAGGCGCGAUCCGGAGAGACCAGGGAAGCAACCACGCGCAAAGGGUUUCCGCGGUGCUGAGGCAGGCCUGGAAGGAGGACCAAGACGCCGGGCAUCUCCUGGGGUCGCUGCACGAGGUGUUCGGUGAGGCUAUCUUCUCGUUCAUCCAGCCACCGGAGCUAUCCAUCUUCCUGUAGAAAGGUAAUGUUAUGAUUCAUGAUAGGCUAAGGGAGGAUGUAAUGUAACCUUCAUUGUUGUAUACUUCUAUUGUUAGUGAGCUCUUACAGGGAUUUCUUGCUUGAAACACACCGUCAGUCGACGACGAAGAAAUCUCGAGGUGUAAUGCUAGGUACUGCAAGUAUAAUUUACUAGUGGCUCAGUGUCUAAUUGCAAGUGUAAUAUUAAUUUUUUCUUCUG